Molecule: messenger RNA, 3111 nt
Organism: Ochotona curzoniae (black-lipped pika)
Lineage: Eukaryota; Metazoa; Chordata; Mammalia; Lagomorpha; Ochotonidae
Gene: ENAH
Product: ENAH actin regulator
Exons: 16
Coding region: 1-1743 (580 amino acids)
Biological process (GO): actin polymerization or depolymerization; axon guidance; actin polymerization-dependent cell motility
Molecular function (GO): SH3 domain binding; profilin binding
Source: RefSeq, a predicted model, not a curated record
AUGAGUGAACAAAGUAUCUGCCAGGCAAGAGCUGCUGUGAUGGUUUAUGACGAUGCCAAUAAGAAGUGGGUGCCAGCUGGUGGCUCGACUGGCUUUAGCAGAGUUCAUAUCUAUCACCAUACAGGCAACAACACAUUCAGAGUGGUGGGCAGGAAGAUUCAGGACCAUCAGGUUGUGAUAAAUUGUGCCAUUCCUAAAGGGUUGAAGUACAAUCAAGCUACACAGACCUUCCACCAAUGGCGAGAUGCUAGACAGGUGUAUGGUCUCAACUUUGGCAGCAAAGAAGAUGCCAAUGUCUUCGCAAGUGCCAUGAUGCAUGCCUUAGAAGUAUUAAAUUCGCAAGAAGCAGCCCAGAGCAAGGUUACUGCUACCCAGGACAGCACUAAUUUGCGAUGUAUUUUCUGUGGGCCAACAUUGCCUAGACAAAAUUCACAACUACCUGCCCAAGUUCAAAAUGGCCCAUCCCAAGAAGAAAUGGAAAUUCAAAGAAGGCAACUACAGGAGCAGCAAAGACAGAAGGAGCUGGAACGGGAAAGGCUGGAGAGAGAAAGAAUGGAGCGGGAAAGGUUGGAGAGAGAGAGGUUAGAAAGAGAAAGGCUAGAGCGAGAGCGACUGGAGCAAGAGCAACUGGAGAGAGAGAGACAAGAACGGGAACGGCAGGAGCGGCUAGAGCGGGAGAGGCUGGAGCGCCUGGAGCGGGAGCGGCAGGAGCAGCUGGAGCGGCAGGAGCAGCUGGAGUGGGAGCGGGAGCGUGAGCGCAGAGUCUCCAGUGCUGCUGCCCCUGCCUCUGUUGAGACUCCUCUAAACUCUGUGCUGGGAGACUCCUCUGCUUCUGAGCCAGGCUUGCAGACAGCCUCUCAGCCGGCCGAGACUCCAGCCCAACAGGGCAUUGUCUUGGGACCACCUGCACCUCCUCCACCUCCCCCUCUCCCAUCAGGCCCUGUCCAGACAGCACUCCCUCCACCCCCAGGGCCUCCACCACCCCCUCCACUGCCAUCCUCUGGGCCUCCACCACCACCUCCCCCUCCUCCUCUUCCUAAUCAAGUGCCCCCUCCUCCACCACCUCCUCCUGCCCCUCCCCUCCCUGCAUCUGGAUUUUUUUCGGGAUCCAUAUCAGAGGACAAUCGCCCUUUAACUGGACUUGCAGCUGCAAUUGCUGGAGCGAAACUUAGGAAAGUGUCACGGGUGGAGGAUUCCUCCUUCCCCAGUGGAGGGAGUCCCAUUGGUGUGAACUCGGCAGCAUCCAAAACAGAUACAGGUCGUGGAAAUGGACCUCUUCCCUUAGGGGGUAGUGGUUUAAUGGAAGAAAUGAGUGCCCUGCUGGCCAGGAGGAGAAGAAUUGCUGAAAAGGGAUCAACAAUAGAAACAGAACCAAAAGAGGACAAAAGUGAAGAGUCAGAGCCUGUAACUUCUAAGGCCUCUUCAACAAGCACACCUGAACCAACAAGAAAACCUUGGGAAAGAACAAAUACAAUGAAUGGCAGCAAGUCACCUGUCAUUUCCAGACGGGAUUCUCCAAGGAAAAAUCAGAUUGUUUUUGACAACAGGUCCUGUGAUUCAUUACACAGACCAAAAUCUGCGCCCUCAUCCCAGCCCAGUGCCAAUGGAGUGCAGACAGAAGGACUUGACUACGACAGGCUGAAGCAGGACAUUUUAGAUGAAAUGAGAAAAGAAUUAGCAAAGCUAAAAGAAGAACUCAUUGAUGCAAUCAGGCAGGAACUGAGCAAGUCAAACACUGCCUAGACAGACUACCAGAGGAGAGGACUUGAAUCGGGAGAAAAAUUAUUCCUACAAUCUUUAACAACAAACCCCUACAUUUUGUGAGCUGAAAGAAGAAAAGUGGAGACAGAAGGAGGGAAAACCUACACUCCGAGAGCCUUCAGACAUUGUGACUCUGCGACAAGCUAGUUCCCUCCAGUUUGCUGCUUUUUAUAAAAAAACAAAAAAACCUUUACUGCAGGAUGGAAAAGAAUUGUGUAAGAAUCCCUGUGACAGUUAUGCAGAUAGUACUAAACCCGCCAGGCAAGAUCACCGUGCGUUGAAAUAUUUUCAUGUCAAGAUAAAAUCGCACAUUUUCCACAAUCCAUUGCUAAAUAAAGAGAAGAAAGGCUUAAGAAGUUUUUUUUUUCCCCAGAGAGUACUGAUACUGAUGAAGAAUUUAGCAUAUGCUAUAUUGUAUUGCAAAUGUUUCUCUCAGGUUUGUCUUCCUAUCAUAUUUGAUAUUCCAUGAAUAAUUGAUCAGCCCUAUGUUGGUUAACAUCUUUAAAAUGGGGAACAAACAAUUGUACAUGCUUCUGAAGGGUGAUAUUUACAAGGAACUAUCCUAAAAAUGAUUUGUCCAGCUUGAGGAAUUUUAGAAUGAUAGGAAGUCUCUCAAGUUAGCCUUCAUGCAAUUUUGUAGGUUCAAACAUAAAUUUCGUCCAGCAUUUAAAGAUUUAGAUGCCUUCCUAAAUUGUUACAAUGCUUUACCAAAUCUAUGACUUCUACAUAACACAAACCAGUGGUCAAAUGUAAGACAAUAUAUUGUAGAUUUACUAUAGGUUUUCAACCUUUUUUAGAUUUAUGCAUGUGGACAUUUUUAUAAUAUAAUUACAACCGCCACAAAGUUAGCUUUUUUAAAUUGCAGGCAGUAUUGCAUGUCAUACUAAUCCGUAGUGGCCUUGACGAGGCCUAGUCCCAGGGAAAACAUUUUGUAGAGUUACAGGGGAGUGGGAGGAAGGGAAGGAAUAAUUUUUUAUUUAAUUUCUGCACUAUCUUUCUCAAGUACCUGCAUGAAUAAUGAGAAAUAUUUUGUGACUUUAAUUGGUAAAUAUGUUAACAAAACCGAGUACUGAAACUACAUCAUGUCUUCAGCUCUCUGUAUCUUAACCAGUAAUUUCAGUGGUCUGAAACAUGAUUCCGAACUUCGUGUGAGUCAGAGCUCACUGUGGAACUCAAAUGCUUCAUCACUGAAUCUGGCAGUUACUCUUAGCCAGGUGCCCCUGCAGUUACUACACAGGGACUCGGGUUCCUGGCUGAGAAACAAAUAACAAUGAUGGCAGCAAUUAAGGUCACAGAAAUCAUUAGCAAAAGGGAAACCACUGAAGACUUGUGCUGCAGCUUCCGCUUAGU